AUGGCGCCAAUAUCUGCCGCCAUUACCAUCCCCGCGAACUCAACAGGCGGCUUUCUUGGAUUAUUCAGUCCUGACACAGCCUUCAAUUCCUCAGAGAACCACAUUUUAGCCGUAGAAUUAGACAGCUUCGGCAAAGACUGGGACCCUCCAUUUCCUCACGUAGGAAUUGAUGUCAACUCUCUUAGGUCUGUGAAUACUACUCAGUGGCCUAUCGAUCUCGUGCCACCAGGGUCAAGAGGGAAUGCUCGUAUUUCAUAUGAAUCUAAGACCAAGACACUGAGUGUGUCGAUUGGUUAUCCUGAUGCUAAACCUGCAAUGUUUGUGUCACUGUCGCAAAUCGUUGACUUGAAGGGUGUUUUGCCGGAAUAUGUUAGAAUUGGGUUCUCUGCGGCCACUGGGGAUUUGGUUGAGACCCAUAACCUUUUUUCUUGGUCCUUCCGUUCGUUUCUUGAAGAAGAUAACAGCUCAUGA
Neltuma alba is the source of this 471-nucleotide messenger RNA. RefSeq names its product agglutinin-2-like. The coding region runs from base 1 to 471 and encodes 156 amino acids. Lineage: Eukaryota; Viridiplantae; Streptophyta; Magnoliopsida; Fabales; Fabaceae. Gene Ontology annotation, molecular function: carbohydrate binding. The transcript has a single exon. The record is from RefSeq and is a predicted model, not a curated record.